AUGAAGUCAAGCAGUACAACUACUACUACACAUGGUUCAUCAAGUAGUGGCGUGUUCAACGCUGCUCACGCACAUAAAGAGAGGGAUGCAGACGCUUUCUCAAUUCGCGAUAGCCAGAUAGAGUCGGUCAAUAGGAUGUUGAAUGUCAAGUCGGUCAAUGACUCAAAGACCAAUUGGCAGGAGGUCUGGAAAGUGUUGAUAUUCGAUCAGUACUGCAGCACGAUCAUUGCACCAAUCUUGACCAAGGGUCUGCUGCGCCAGCAGGGCAUCACACUGCAUCUGAUGCUGCACAGCGAGCGCCAGCCCAUCCAGGACGUGCCUGCUAUCUACUUUGUCAUGCCGACACAAGACAACAUCAAGCGCAUUGCUGAGGACUGCCGCAAUCACUUGUACGACAGCGUCUAUGUCAACUUUGCCACAAAGGUGCCCACGGCGCUGCUCGAGGAGUUGGCAACGCUCACGAUACAGUAUGAUGUUGUGCAUCUCGUGUCCAAGGUACACGACCAGUUCCUCAACUACAUCUCGCUCGAGAAGGACCUGUUCGUGCUGAACAGUCCACACUCAUCAUACGCAUCAUUCAACAACAACGCGAUCAAGGAUACCAAGGCGCAGGAGAACAUGGACAUCGUUGUCGACUCGUUGUUCUCUGUGCUGGUGACGAUGGGCGUCGUGCCCAUUAUCCGAUGCCCCAAGAACACGGCGGCCGAGAUGAUCGCACAGGCGCUCGAGAAGAAGAUCAGCCAGCAUCUGGCCACGUCGGGCAACCUGUUCAGCGCCAAUGAGAACAGCAGCGGCGCCAUGUCGAUCUACCAACGCCCGGUACUCAUCCUGCUCGACCGAAACAUUGAUCUGUCUGUGAUGAUGCAUCAUCCGUGGACCUACCAGGCAUUGGCACACGACAUUCUCGAUAUGAAGCUCAACCGUGUCAAGGUGGAAGUCACCAACGACAAUCAGACCAAGCGCGUCCCCUACGACCUCGACUCGUCAAUCGACACGUUCUGGCAGAAUAACACUGGCGCUCCGUUCCCCAACGUGGCCGGCGAGGUCAAGGCCGCCAUCAGCGACUACACCGCCGAGAAGGAGAAGAUCGGCUAUAUGACCGAUGUGACGGACGACAGCAGCACGGAGCCCGGCAAGCAGGCCUCGGUCGAGAACCGCGCCAAGGGCCUGGGCGACCUGGUCAGCUCGCUCAAGGAGAAGAAGCGUCUGAUCGACCUGCACACCAACCUGGCCACCGACCUGAUGAAGCACAUCCGUGAUCGACAGAUCGACUACUUCUUCUCGAUGGAGGAGGCCAUCAUCACACGAUCACUCGUCGACAAGAAGGAGCUGACAUCGCUCAUCACCAGUCCACCAUUUGGCAAGGAUGGUGGCAGAGGAACGCUCGAGGACAAGGUGCGUCUAUUCCUCAUCUACUUCAUGUCGUCCAAGACCGUACCAGAGAUGGAGCAAUUCGAGGAGGCGCUCAAGGGUAUGGGUGCGGACCUAAAAUCGAUCGAGUACAUCAAGAAGAACAAAGCAUUCAAAGAGAGUCUGGCCAUAGUCAAUUCAUCAAGCCAGUCAUCCUCAGCCACUGCCAAAGCCAGUGGAUUCCUACAAAUGUUCACUCCUGUUGAAUCAUUCACCAACUACUUCUCACAAGGUGUACGAUCAUUGUUGCCAAAGAGCAAGGACUUGUUUGUGACUAGAGUUGUCGAGUCUAUAAUGGACCUCAAAAACACAUUGGAUGCCGACUAUAUCUACCUGGAUCCAAAGAUACAGAACAAGAAUAAUGUCACCAGACGUACCUCACCAUUCAAGGAUGCCAUUGUAUUUGUAGUAGGAGGUGGCAACUAUGUUGAAUAUCAGAAUCUUCAAGACUUUGCCAAGAAACAAAACAAGAAGAUCAUUUAUGGAACUACAGAGUUGUUGACAUCUAAAGAGUUCAUAGAACAGACCAAAGAACUGAGCUUGUGA
Acytostelium subglobosum LB1 is the source of this 1956-nucleotide messenger RNA. RefSeq lists its product as hypothetical. Gene Ontology annotation, molecular function: syntaxin binding. The transcript has 3 exons. The coding region runs from base 1 to 1956 and encodes 651 amino acids. Gene Ontology annotation, cellular component: Golgi membrane; cytosol. NCBI's taxonomy places the organism in Eukaryota, Evosea, Eumycetozoa, Acytosteliales, Acytosteliaceae. The record is from RefSeq and is a predicted model, not a curated record. Gene Ontology annotation, biological process: intracellular protein transport; endoplasmic reticulum to Golgi vesicle-mediated transport.